AUGGAGGAAAUGGUGACGCUCUCUGGAGCUCACUCCAUUGGAGAUUCUCAUUGCUCUGCCUUCUCCAAAAGGCUUUACUCUUUCAGUGCAAGAUUUCCACAAGACCCUUCGAUGGAUGGGGCUUAUGCUGAAACUUUGAAAUCCAAAUGCCCAAGGCCUCGGAAUUUGACAGAUUCUGUUGACCCAGUUGUGGCUUUUGAUCCCUCAACGCCUGCUCUGCUUGACAACAACUACUACAAGAACUUGGUCAGCCACAGAGGGCUUUUGGCUUCUGAUCAGGAGCUUUGGAGCAGUGGGUUGACGAGGAAGAUGGUGAAGUACAACAGGAACCAUCCGGGUGCAUGGGCCUCUAAGUUUGCUGCUGCAAUGGUGAAGAUGGGUUCCAUUGGUGUGACGGUGGGGAGAAAUGGAGAAAUCAGGAACAACUGCAGGGCUGUGAAUUAG
This is a messenger RNA of Prunus mume (Japanese apricot), 444 nucleotides long. Lineage: Eukaryota; Viridiplantae; Streptophyta; Magnoliopsida; Rosales; Rosaceae. The record is from RefSeq and is a predicted model, not a curated record.